Molecule: messenger RNA, 5039 nt
Organism: Diceros bicornis minor
Lineage: Eukaryota; Metazoa; Chordata; Mammalia; Perissodactyla; Rhinocerotidae
Gene: PCDH9
Product: protocadherin 9
Exons: 2
Coding region: 663-3761 (1032 amino acids)
Biological process (GO): homophilic cell-cell adhesion
Cellular component (GO): plasma membrane
Molecular function (GO): calcium ion binding
Source: RefSeq, a predicted model, not a curated record
GGGCAGAGGAGAAGAGAGAGAAGGAGAGCACGCAAGAGAGGAAGGAGCGCCUUAGAGUCUCUGAAGCACGCAAGAGAUAACCAAUUAGGAAUUUUUUGGGCAACUGUCACCCAGGAGAGCAACCAGAGAAUCACCAUCACCCCAACUCUGACGUUUCCUACAAGAAGUUAGAGACUUAAGCAGUAUUAACAUCGGAGGGAAAUGAUAUGCUUGACGCUGUGGAAAAUACCCCUGAACUGAAGGAGUGCAAGUGGAUGUUGUGUGUGUGUUAAAUACCAGAAGAUCCCAGACCCCGUGGGUAAUAGAGACGAAAUGUGGAGAGAAUGACUAACGACAAAUCUGUGAAUUUGUUCUCUGGAGUUGCUAAUUUGCCAGCCCGAAGCAACACAUUUUACAAGGAGGAAACGUUUUGCUGCUUCUGAUUUCUCCCCAAACUGGUGCUACCAGAUGCAUGGCUUUCUAUGUGUUGGAACAAAUCGUUCCUAACUGCAGCAUACCGGGAAAGGGGAAAGGUUGAGGCAACUAACUGGCUGUCUCCAAAUAAGCGAUGAGAGGUAAUGCGUCCUCCAGUCCAUGCACGCUUCCUCUUGCAGUUCGUGCAUCAUUCCUCAGUGGAAACCUUUAAACGCUAAAAUCCAGGAAAAGAAAAUAAAUACAUUAUCAUGGACCUGAGGGAUUUUUACCUGUUGGCUGCUCUGAUUGCCUGUUUAAGGCUGGAUUCCGCAAUAGCUCAAGAACUUAUUUACACUAUUAGAGAGGAAUUGCCUGAAAAUGUGCCCAUAGGAAACAUACCAAAGGAUCUGAACAUUUCUCACAUCAAUGCUGCCACAGGGACCAGCGCCAGCCUUGUCUACAGACUGGUUUCUAAAGCUGGGGAUGCCCCUUUGGUGAAAGUCUCCAGUAGCACUGGGGAAAUUUUCACAACCUCCAAUAGAAUAGACAGAGAAAAACUCUGUGCUGGAGCCUCUUAUGCUGAGGAGAAUGAGUGUUUCUUUGAACUUGAGGUGGUGAUCCUCCCCAAUGAUUUUUUCAGGCUGAUCAAAAUAAAAAUAAUUGUUAAGGAUACCAAUGAUAAUGCCCCCAUGUUUCCAUCUCCUGUCAUCAAUAUUUCCAUUCCAGAAAACACUUUGAUCAACAGCCGCUUUCCAAUUCCAUCAGCUACAGAUCCUGACACAGGCUUCAAUGGUGUACAGCAUUAUGAAUUGUUAAAUGGGCAGAGUGUUUUUGGACUGGAUAUCGUGGAAACUCCCGAGGGAGAGAAGUGGCCGCAAUUGAUUGUUCAGCAAAACUUGGACAGAGAACAGAAAGAUACCUAUGUGAUGAAAAUCAAAGUAGAGGAUGGAGGCACUCCACAGAAAUCCAGCACAGCCAUACUGCAGGUCACAGUAAGUGAUGUAAAUGACAACAGGCCAGUGUUUAAAGAGGGUCAAGUGGAGGUGCAUAUUCCAGAGAAUGCUCCUGUAGGCACCUCUGUAAUUCAGCUCCAUGCCACUGAUGCAGAUAUAGGCAGUAAUGCUGAAAUCCGGUACAUUUUUGGUGCCCAGGUCGCCCCUGCAACCAAAAGACUCUUUGCUUUAAAUAAUACUACUGGGCUGAUUACAGUUCAGAGGUCCUUAGAUCGAGAGGAGACAGCCAUUCACAAAGUGACAGUGCUGGCUAGCGAUGGCAGCUCCACUCCCGCUCGAGCAACGGUUACCAUCAAUGUCACUGAUGUAAAUGAUAACCCUCCUAACAUAGACCUCAGGUACAUUAUAAGUCCCAUCAAUGGCACAGUGUAUUUAUCUGAGAAAGAUCCUGUCAAUACAAAGAUUGCCCUAAUUACAGUUUCAGAUAAGGACACGGAUGUGAAUGGCAAAGUGAUCUGUUUUAUUGAAAGAGAGGUCCCAUUUCAUUUGAAGGCGGUAUACGACAACCAGUACUUGUUAGAGACCUCUUCUUUGCUGGACUAUGAGGGCACCAAAGAAUUCAGCUUUAAAAUUGUUGCCUCUGAUUCUGGGAAGCCCAGUUUAAAUCAGACUGCUCUGGUAAGGGUUAAGCUUGAGGACGAAAAUGACAACCCACCAAUUUUCAACCAGCCUGUAAUUGAGCUGUCAGUUUCUGAAAACAACCGACGUGGGUUAUACUUAACAACUAUUAGUGCCACAGAUGAAGACAGUGGGAAAAAUGCAGACAUUGUUUAUCAGCUUGGACCGAAUGCCUCCUUCUUUGAUCUGGACCGAAAGACAGGAGUUUUGACAGCCUCCAGAGUCUUUGACAGAGAAGAACAAGAGCGAUUCAUUUUUACAGUAACUGCCCGGGACAACGGGACACCUCCCCUCCAAAGCCAAGCGGCUGUGAUAGUCACCGUUCUGGAUGAGAAUGACAAUAGCCCCAAGUUUACUCAUAAUCAUUUUCAAUUUUUUGUGUCUGAGAAUCUGCCAAAGUAUAGUACUGUGGGGGUAAUCACAGUGACAGAUGCAGAUGCUGGAGAGAAUAAAGCGGUGACUCUUUCCAUUCUAAACGACAAUGAUAAUUUUGUGUUGGAUCCCUAUUCUGGAGUCAUAAAGUCAAAUGUCUCAUUUGAUAGAGAGCAGCAGAGUUCUUACACUUUUGAUGUCAAAGCCACUGAUGGAGGACAACCACCUCGUUCCUCUACUGCAAAAGUAACUAUCAAUGUCAUGGAUGUCAAUGACAAUAGCCCAGUUGUCAUUUCUCCACCUUCUAACACUUCUUUUAAGUUGGUGCCCCUCUCAGCCAUUCCUGGCUCCGUGGUAGCAGAAGUUUUUGCAGUGGAUAUUGACACUGGGAUGAAUGCUGAACUUAAGUACACAAUUGUGAGUGGGAACAACAAAGGCUUGUUUCGGAUUGAUCCUGUCACAGGUAACAUUACUCUGGAGGAAAAACCGGCACCUACUGAUGUGGGCUUGCACCGUUUGGUGGUCAACAUAAGUGACUUGGGAUACCCUAAGUCCUUGCACACACUUGUGCUUGUUUUUCUUUAUGUUAAUGACACUGCUGGAAAUGCCUCCUAUAUCUAUGACUUGAUUCGCAGGACUAUGGAGACCCCAUUGGACAGGAACAUAGGGGAUAGUAGCCAACCCUAUCAAAAUGAGGACUAUCUCACCAUCAUGAUCGCCAUCGUCGCCGGCGCCAUGGUGGUCAUAGUCGUGAUCUUCGUCACUGUUCUGGUGCGUUGUCGCCACGCAUCAAGGUUCAAAGCAGCUCAGAGGAGCAAGCAAGGUGCUGAAUGGAUGUCCCCAAACCAAGAGAACAAACAAAACAAGAAAAAGAAAAGGAAGAAAAGAAAGUCUCCCAAGAGCUCUCUUUUGAACUUUGUUACAAUUGAAGAGUCCAAACCCGAUGAUGCAGUUCACGAACCUAUCAAUGGGACAAUAAGCCUGCCGGCUGAGCUGGAGGAGCAAAGUAUAGGAAGAUUUGACUGGGGCCCGGCACCUCCAACAACCUUCAAACCUAACAGCCCUGACCUGGCCAAGCACUACAAAUCUGCUUCUCCACAGCCUGCUUUUCAUCUUAAACCGGACACUCCAGUUUCCGUGAAAAAGCAUCACGUGAUUCAGGAACUCCCUUUGGACAACACCUUUGUCGGGGGUUGCGACACCCUUUCCAAACGCUCUUCCACUAGUUCAGAUCACUUCAGUGCCUCAGAGUGCAGUUCCCAAGGAGGCUUCAAGACAAAGGGCCCCUUACACACCAGACAGGUAAACGAGCACUUUUACUGGUCUAUAAGUACUGCAUACAAGUGCCCAGUCAACCAGUAUUAACGCGCCAGUGUGUCUAUUGUUUUGGUCUAACUUUAGCUUAGUUAUAAAGAGGGAAAAAAAACUUGACCCCUUUUUCUAUUCCUCUGGGGCUCAGUCAAGAAUUUUUAGAACAGCUUUGAAAUUUCUGAGUUCUGAGAAUUAUUUAACCUCCCAGUUUCCUUCAAAUGGCAAAAGAUGAAAAGAGGAAAUUAUUCAAAAAUGUCCCAAGAUAAUGUUUGCUGAAGAAGAAAACCUGUUCUGAUAUGCCAAAUUCUGCUCCUGGGGUUUCCAAAUUGACUGCUUCAAGAUUUUCACAUUACCUUUUGAUCUCGAAAGUCACCUUCAAAUCUCAAGUUUUAAGUGACGUUUGAAGGUCUGACUAUAAUGAUGUCAGAGCUGUGGUUGCUAAAGGGGUUAAUUUUUUUUUAGUCUCUAAACAAGAUAGUAGAGUAUGAAAUGUACAUCAGUUGUGAAGCACAUGAUUGUUGAUAGAUUGCAACUAAGCCAUAUAGGAAGUCUUCUCUUUGAUUUCAGAUGAUUUUAUUGUAGUAUAGUAGAUUGGGUAUUGAACAGAGAGGUUUGCAGAUUGUCCACAAUGGCCAAAGUACUCUUCCAAAAAGAAAAAAAAGAAAAGAAAAAAAGUAGAAGGAAUGCUUUCUCCCUGAUAUAACUGAUUUAUACAGAAAAGAAUGAAUCCAUUGUAAAUAUUCUCUCAUCUUAGUAAUGCAUAAGUGAUCUGUCAUAACUCAUUCUAAACCGUAAAAUAUGCCAUAUGAAGAGGGAUUAAGAGGCUGAGCAACUCAUAUUUCAACCAAAUCCAGAAUUAGUUUUUCUUAGGUCUAAUAAUUCCUUGUUAAUAAAGAUUUAAAUGCAGCGCUGUCUAAUUUAUUUCACUGGUGCUUGUCUGUUGCCACGGAAGUUGAGUGUCAAUAAUAUCCUGUAGAUGGCACUAGGGUAUCAUGUCGCUUGUGCUGGCUAGGUGCCAAUCCUGCAGUAGCAAGGAGAUGGGGGAGGGAAGGAUCAAGCUGGUACUAUAGCCAAAGAUACCUUUUAUUUAAUGAUAGUUGCUCUGGAGCAACUAUUUAAGUUCAUUUGCUUGCUCUUUUGUGACUAGCUCUCACCACACCAACUUCCUAGGAUUUCGUAGUCUAAGUUCUAUCUUUGUUGGUAUUGAGUCCACCUAUGGUGAUGACCCAUCUGAAUUUGUUAAAAAUAAGGAACAUAUAGAUUUCAGAAAAUCAAGUAAAGCAAAAUAAGUUUGCAGGAUAGUAUUGACAGUUGUUGAAUAGUGUUUGAAAA